Colletotrichum godetiae is the source of this 2610-nucleotide messenger RNA. RefSeq names its product glycoside hydrolase superfamily. Bases 1 to 2610 code for a protein of 869 amino acids. Gene Ontology annotation, molecular function: beta-glucosidase activity. NCBI's taxonomy places the organism in Eukaryota, Fungi, Ascomycota, Sordariomycetes, Glomerellales, Glomerellaceae. The transcript has 4 exons. The record is from RefSeq and is a predicted model, not a curated record. Gene Ontology annotation, biological process: glucan catabolic process.
AUGGUGUCUCAAGAUUUCGAGCCAAUUUCACCGAACAUGCAACCUCCUCCACGAAAGCUUGUCAACAUUGAUCAGAUCAUCGAAAACGCUACGCUGGCAGAGAAAGUGUCGUUGCUUGCUGGCUCCGACUUUUGGCACUCCACUCCCCUUCCCCAGCACAAUGUCCCGGCCAUCAAAUGCACCGAUGGGCCCAACGGCGUCAGAGGCUCACGAUUCUUCAACCCUGUACCCGCACUCUGUAUCCCUUGCGGCAGUGGCCUAGGAGCAACGUGGAACCCUGAGUUGAUCGAACAAGCCGGCCAGCUAUUAUCAAAAGAAUGCGACGCUAAAGGCGCCCAUGUCUGGCUCGGUCCAACGGUUAAUAUCAUUCGUUCGCCGCUGAACGGCCGUGGAUUCGAGUCCUUCUCCGAGGACCCGCACCUGAGCGGAAUGCUUGCCGCAGCCAUCAUCAGGGGUGUCCAAUCCCGAGGGACUCUGGCGGCUCUGAAGCAUUUUGUGGCUAACGAUCAGGAGACGGAGAAGAUGUCUCUUGAUGUGCGCAUGUCUGACAGAGCACUGCGAGAGGUAUAUCUUUUACCUUUUCAGAUCGCUCUUAGAGAUAGCAAUCCCAGAGUGGUGAUGUCUUCUUACAACAAAAUCGGCGGCCUGCAUGUUUCUGAGAACCCCAUGAUUCUUCAAGACAUCCUGCGGAAAGAGUGGGGGUUUGAUGGUCUCAUCAUGAGUGACUGGUGCGCCAUAUACUGUUCCAUUGAAUCCGUCUUUACAUUUUGUUAUUAUGGAGCUAAUGCAUACAGGUACGGCACUUAUUCUUGUGAGGCAGCGCUCAACGCUGGCGUUGACAUCGAGAUGCCCGGUCCUAGUCGUUACAGAGAGAAAGAAGCCCUUGCCGCAGUCUUCUCGGGCAAAGUUCACCAACACACCAUAGACGACCGAGCACGAAAAGUUCUGCAAUUCGUAAACGACGCGGCAUCAGCCCGUGUCGAGAAGGAGGAGACCAUGCGAGAUGUUCCUGAGGACAGGACCCUAAAUCGUCGUUUGGCAGGCGAGAGUAUUGUGCUGUUAAAGAACUCUGCCAACCUCUUGCCAUUGUCACCCGAAGACUGCAGUGAAGUGGCUGUCAUCGGACCAAAUGCUGAGCUUGCAGCUGCAUGCGGAGGAGGUAGCGCAAGUCUCCGGCCCUACUACACCAGUUCCGUACUGAAGGGAAUCCGGGACUCUCUACCACCUACAACCAAGAUACGCCAUGAGCCUGGUGUUUACGGGCAUAUUUUGUUACCCCCGUUCACAGAAGAAAGUGUUUGCGACGAUGAAGGCCGGGGAGGUGUAACUAUCGAAUUGUUCAACGAACCACAUACAACCAAAGAGCGGACGCCGUUUGACCGUGUCACGAUACCGGACACCACCUACCAGCUCAUGGACUAUGAGCAUCCUAAGAAAGGAGACACAUUCUUCAUGUCCAUGCGCGCUCAAUUCGUCCCAGAACACUCUGGCACGUACGAAUUUGGCCUGGCCACUUACGGCAUCGGCGACCUAUUCAUCAAUGAUGAGCUUGUCAUUGACAACUCAACAGGGCAAACGCCAGGAGGCAUGUUCUUCGGCAAGGGUUCAGCCGAAAAGCGAACAACAUACGAAAUGACAGCCGGAGAGCGGUAUUUUCUACGCGUUGAGGCCGGUAGUGCUGCGACGUCGAAAGUGAAGGGCGGCUCGCUAUUGGCGAUCCCCGGUGGUGCGUGUCGGCUGGGUGGCUGCCGCAAGAUUGACCCUAAAGAGGGUAUCCAAAGAGCCGUCGAACUGGCAAAGAGAAGCAAAUACACUUUCGUCGUUGCCGGACUAAAUGCGGACUUGGAAAAGGAGGGCAAAGACAGAGACACGAUGAACAUGCCACCACAAGUGGAUAACCUCAUCGCAGCUGUUCUGGCGGCACAGCCAAACACCAUUGUCAUCACUCAAGCCGGAAACCCAAUCGACAUGUCAUGGAGACAUAAUGCCAGCACAAUACUUCACAGCUGGUACGGCGGCAACGAAGCGGGCAACGCCGUGGCGGACGUUGUCUUUGGACGCAUCAAUCCUAGUGGAAAGCUGCCAAUGACUUUCCCUGAUCGGCUAGAAGAUAAUCCUGCGUACCUUGGAUUCGGCAGCGACAACGGCACGGUCUACUACUCUGAAGAAAUCUUUGUGGGGUACCGGUGGUACGAAGCGAGAAAGAUGGAAGUUGCAUUUCCAUUUGGUCAUGGUUUGAGUUACACCACCUUCCGAAUUACGGAGAUGCAGGUUUUACCCUCCAGGGUUCACUUCAGCAUAGAGAAUACCGGGCGAAUGGCCGGCGCGGAAGUUGUCCGCUUGUACAUUAGCUACUCGACUGUGAUCCCCAAGUCACGAUUUGCGCGUCCCGUGCGUUCACUCGUUGGAUUUGAAAAAGUUUUCUUGGAGCCCGGAGAGAGGAAAAAUGUCUCCAUUCCUAUCGAUAGGUAUAGCACGGCUGUUUGGGAUGAGAAGAGAAACAGUUGGUGCUGUGAAAAGGGACGGUACACUGCUUCAGUUGUAGGAGGAAGCGCAGCUUUGAAUGGCUCCUUCGAGCUUGAGAAGGACAUGUUCUGGAGUGGAUUAUGA